Microbotryum saponariae is the source of this 1600-nucleotide messenger RNA. NCBI's taxonomy places the organism in Eukaryota, Fungi, Basidiomycota, Microbotryomycetes, Microbotryales, Microbotryaceae. The record is from the annotation of a GenBank genome assembly.
AUGAAGCAGCACAACGAACAGCACCCGGGCCACUCGUCGAAAGGAGCUUCUUCCGGCUCGGGCUCGGGCUCGGGCUCGGGAUCGACCACCCCCUUCAACAACGACACCAACAGGAUCGUAGGGUAGGUCGCCCGUGACGGUCUGAUCCGCUUGAUGUAGGUGGAGCUCAAACGGUUGCCAUGCUCCCACAGUGACGACUCGAGAGCGGUGUCGCCCUCUCCGAAGCAAGCUCCUGGCGAACCCGAGCCCGAGUACUCGCCUGCAUCUUUUGCUCCCCUUCUCAAGAAGCUCGUCCUGUAUCCCUCGACUUUCACCUCGGUCGACGUCUCACUCGCCUUCCAACACCUCGCCGCCGAGGCCGGUGCAGCCCCAGCCCAGAUCGGAGCCUUCCUCGCCGCUCUUCGUUUCUCCGGCAAGGAUGGCAACCCUCUGAUCGUCGCAGAGUGUGCCAAGGUGAUGCAAUCACACGCCGCCACCGUCGACGUCGGAGAAGGUCUGGGAGAAGGUCCCGUCUGCGAUAUCGUCGGCACGGGAGGAGACGGCCAGAACACGUUCAACGUUUCGACCACGGCCGCGAUCGUCGCCGCGGGUGUCGGAUGUAGGGUCUACAAGGUCAGUCUUCGAGAGGUACCGAGUAUUGAGGUGUCUUUGUUGCCCCGAAAUCAUUCGCUGACAUGAUCACAUGCCUUUGCAUGCCCCCCUCACUUUGCCCCCCCCCCCCACACCCCCACUUUUUCUUCGACCCCCCACCACCUUCUCCCUGCGAACCCCCUCUUCCUCGCACUGCGCUCAUCCAGCACGGCAACAAAGCCGCGACCUCCUCCUCCGGUAGUGCCGACAUCCUUCUCUCUCUCGACUGCCCCGUCACGCUCAUCCCACCCUCCUCCCUCUCCGAGAUCGCCUCCUCCUCCCGUUUCCUCUUCCUCUACGCCGCCACCUAUCACCCUUCCCUCGUUCGUCUCGCUCCGAUCCGCAAAUCCCUCGCCUUCCCUACCGUCUUCAACGCCUUGGGUCCGUUGAUCAACCCAGUCAAACCCAAGGCUAUGAUCGUUGGCGUGCAUUCGAAAUGCCUCGGGGAGAUCUUUGUCGAGGUGUUGAGGAUCACGGGCGUCAAGAGGGCUUGGGUCGUUUGUGGGAGGGAAGGUUUGGACGAGAUCAGUAUUCAGGGCGAGACGGAUGUAAGUCAUUCCAUUGGCUCGUACGAAUUCAAAACACGGCGUACAAACUCAUCUGCGAACCAUUUUUUAUUUUUAUUAAUCAGAUUUGGGAUCUCAAAGACGAUACCAUCACUGCUCGGGUGAUCCAUCCCACGCGCGACUUCGGUCUUCCCUGCUCCCCACUCUCCCUCGUAUCAGGCGGAUCACCUUCGGAGAACGCGUCGAGCCUCAACUCCCUCCUAGACGACCAACUCGGUCCUUCCAACCCCAUCGAGAACUUCGUGGUCCUCAAUACCGCAGCGGUGUUGAUCGUUGCUGGGAAGGCCAAAGAUGGGUUCGAAGGUGUUGAAUUGGCGAGGAAGAGUCUCAAGAAUGGGAGUGCGAAGAAGGCUUUGAAUGACUUUAGGGACGUCGCGAAGAAGGUCGUCGAGAACAGUCAGUAA